Dunckerocampus dactyliophorus (ringed pipefish) is the source of this 1186-nucleotide messenger RNA. RefSeq names its product cytosolic iron-sulfur assembly component 1 (gene ciao1). The coding region runs from base 71 to 1066 and encodes 331 amino acids. Gene Ontology annotation, molecular function: protein binding. Gene Ontology annotation, cellular component: cytosolic [4Fe-4S] assembly targeting complex. Lineage: Eukaryota; Metazoa; Chordata; Actinopteri; Syngnathiformes; Syngnathidae. Gene Ontology annotation, biological process: iron-sulfur cluster assembly. The record is from RefSeq and is a predicted model, not a curated record. The transcript has 8 exons.
CCACAAUGCAAUGCGUUAAACAACAUAACAAACAUGGCGCCACUUCCGGCAUAACUGUCGUACUUUCGCGAUGAAGGAGGCUUUGACCCUGGUCCACAGACUGAACGCACAUCCAGACUCGAGGUGCUGGUUCGUCUGCUGGAGUCCAAACGGAGCACUUCUGGCCUCAUGUGGGGGCGACAAGGCCAUCCGGAUCUGGGGACGAGAGGGCGAGUCGUGGGUAUGUAAGAGCGUGCUGGAGGACAGUCAUCAGCGCACUGUAAGGAAGGUGGCGUGGUCUCCCUGUGGGAAUUAUCUAGCCUCUGCUAGCUUUGAUGCCACGACAUGCAUCUGGAAAAAGAAAAAUGACAAAUUUGAGAGCUUGACCGUGUUGGAGGGACAUGAAAAUGAGGUGAAAUGUGUGGCUUGGGCUCCUUCAGGCAAUCUGCUAGCGACCUGCAGCCGGGACAAGAGCGUUUGGGUUUGGGAAGUGGACGAGGAAGAUGAUUACGAGUGUGUCACAGUUGUCAAUUCUCACACACAAGAUGUCAAACAUGUUGCGUGGCACCCGACACAAGACCUUCUAGCCUCAGCGAGCUACGACAACAACAUCUGCAUUUACAAGGAGGAGGAUGACGACUGGGAGUGCAGGGCCACUCUGCAGGGCCACACAUCCACUGUGUGGAGUUUGUCCUUCAGCGCCACCGGAGACAGGCUGGCGUCAUGCAGUGAUGAUCGCACUGUCAAGAUUUGGAAGGAGUGUCCAGCUGAAAGCGGCCAAGGUGACUUGUCGUGGAAGUGUGUCUGCACACUCUCUGGAUAUCAUGGACGAACUGUGUAUGAUAUUGACUGGUGUCGUCUGACUGGGGCCCUGGCAACUGCUUGCGGUGACGACGCAGUCAGAGUGUUUAAGGAGGACGCGUCACUUGACCCAGACCAGCCAGUGUUCUCCCUGGCCGCACAGGUGCCCAAAGCUCACAGUCAGGACGUGAACUGUGUGGCAUGGAACCCCAAGGAAGCCGGAAUGUUGGCUUCCUGCAGCGACAGUGGGGAUAUUGCCAUCUGGACUUACCAAGAGCAGGACUGAACCAUUAAUCAAAGCUUCAACAUGAUUGUGCUUAUAAUGGUGUAAAAAAAAAAAAAGUUUAAUCAAUCUGAUGUUUAUGAAAAAAUAAAAGUCACACACAACUACAUGGUUUCUCUUUAU